AUGGCCACCAAGCGCAAGCUGCACAACACAGACAUACAUGAUGCUGAACGCCAUGUCGAAAGGAGCAAUAGUUUGGAGUACAAUGCCUAUGCGCCCUGGUUGCAGGACUCCAGGCAGUCGCGCGAAUGGCGGACAUUGGGGGAUCAUGCCGUACGGUCUUCUAUGCCGCUCGCAAAUAUGGUCUCCGCCGUUCGAGAGCUCAUCGACCCGGAUUUCGACCCUCUGAUUGCCAUUCUGGACGAGGAACCACGAUUCCUGAAGCCGCUUCCCCCUCGAAUAGCCCCUGAGGAUCUAGAAUUCUUGCGCUUUCGAGGGGCUCUGUCCAUUCCAGAGAGUGGACUGCGCAACGAACUUCUUCGGUGCUAUAUUAAAUGGGUCCAUAGUUUUAUGCCGGUGUUGAACCUGCAGGAAUUUCUACGCUGCAUUGCGGAGAAUGACCUCAACGGCAAUAUCAGUCUCCUGUUAUUCCAGGCAGUGAUGUUUGUGGCGACGGCUUUUGUAGAUCUGAAACACUUGCAGGCUGCUGGAUAUACAACGAGGAAGAGUGCGCGCAGCGCGUUCUACACGAAAUUGAGACUCUUAUAUUCGUUUGACUGCGAGGAAGAUCGAAUAGCCAUUGUCCAGACCCUCCUUUUAAUGACGUACUGGUCGGACCAUGUGAACCACCCCAAACGAGACAUCUGGGACUGGAUUGGUGUUUGCAAUACGCAGGCUCAAUCCAUAGGAUUAAAUCGAGAUCCUGGUCCAUCAUCUCACAUGGAUCCGAAAACCAAAAGACUAAGAGCACGCCUCUGGUGGUGCUUGUUUUGUCGAGAUCGUCUCAUUGCCAUGGGUCUGCGACGUCCCACCCAGGUCAACGAAGGGACGAGCAAUGUACCCAUACCGAAACUGGAGGACUUUGACUUGGAACCAUUCCAUCCGGCUGCUAUCGAACUGUUCAGUUGCCGUCAGUUAGAGGAUGUCUCCCAUCAGAAGCGCCUCGCUACCAUGUUCAUUGAAAAAAUGAAACUUUGCCAGUGUAUUGGCCGUGUGCUCUUUGCCCAGUAUUCGCCCUCGCAAUGUCUUUUUGGGACGACCAACCGAACCACAAUCACUUUGGUCCCAAGGCAGGCCUCGGAAUCCGAGCUGGCCCGGUGUAGCCAACGACUUGACUCAUGGGUUAGCUCCCUACCAAAAGAUGCACAGUUCAUCCCCGCAUCCAAGAAUAACUUUCAGGAUGGAGAGGAUGUUUUACUUCUCCAUGGUGCUAUGCUAAGAAUGCUGUAUCAUGCCACCAUCAGCGCCCUGCAUCGGCCAUGGGCGCUUAGGUCCGACACAGACCGAACCAAGUCACGCAUCGAGUUGGCCGACAGAGCAAGAUCUAAGAUGCAGGAUGCCGCAGUUGGGAUUACCCAUAUCAUCCAGGGACUUAACCGGUUGGACCUUACCCGGUUUCUCCCCCAAUCUGGCGUGACGGUGAUCAUACCAGCGGCUGUAGCGCACCUGGCAAAUUCCUUGUCUAGGAACCCUACCGUUCGCGAAGCCAGCAUUUACAACUUCCAGCGAUGCAUCCAGGUUCUCCAGGGUCUGAAGGAUAUCUAUCCCGCGGCGGACAUGGAGGUCGCCAAUAUCGAAGCGGCUGUCCGAAUUCAGGCCGAUAGCACCAGCACCUUCUUAAAGAUUAUGCAAUACACCUCGACAAAUACGAGCCAACAACAACCCGGAGAGUCAGUGUCGCGAAAGCUGAGCAGUACCUCAGCUGUCCAAAUUUUAUAUCCCUCAGAAGACCAAGGGUCCCCCCCCUGCGAAGAACAAACCCACCAACUCAACAGACAGCAGCAGCAGCAGCCUAAUUCCAGAUCCUCCAAACGUCCAUCCGAUGGACCCCAGUCCACGAAACCAAGUACAAUACCCUCAAGCACGCCUGUCAUAUCCUCUCCCGAGAAACAAAUGCAGCAGAAACCAGCCCCUUCUAACCGUGUCGAUGAUGACCUUACUUCCACUAUGAACCCUCUCUCCCUCCAUACCGUCAUAAACCCGUUCUUCAACGACUUAUUUGAUUUUAACGACCAGCUUGAUUACUCCUUAGCUGAUACGUCGACCUAUACGGGACUUGAGAUUAACUGGACCGAAGAGGUCCUGAGGGAUUGCGAGCUGAAUCAGAAUUACUCUAGUUCCGAUAUGGAGGAGUACAGCAGGGAUUUACUUUCGUUCUCUGACAGGCAAGAGCAGCGCUCACUUAGCCAUGCAAAUGGAAGUAUUACAGGGGAUCUGGAUACGGAUUUAGGACUGACUAAUUCUGAUGACGAGAUGUUCUGCUGA
This is a messenger RNA of Aspergillus tanneri, 2301 nucleotides long. Its product is annotated as transcription factor domain-containing protein. The record is from RefSeq and is a predicted model, not a curated record. The transcript is spliced from 2 exons. The coding region runs from base 1 to 2301 and encodes 766 amino acids. Gene Ontology annotation, molecular function: DNA binding; zinc ion binding. Gene Ontology annotation, biological process: DNA-templated transcription. Lineage: Eukaryota; Fungi; Ascomycota; Eurotiomycetes; Eurotiales; Aspergillaceae.